AGGGCAGGGACAUCAAAAUACUUGAAUCACCAAUAAACGUUUAUCAUGGCGGUGUUAUUUCCCUUAAAACGAGCAUACAAAGUUUUAAGCUCAUCCGGGAGAGAGGCGUUCACGGCGGAGUUUGUAUUCCCCUUGAAGUCCUUGAUUAUAUUUCCCUGUCACAUUCUUUUAGAGUCGCGUUGAAAAAUCUAACACAGGACACCUUCAGGGUUCUUGUAGAGCCCAUGCCUAGGUGGGUCGCGCUGUUUUGACGGCAAACGGAGGACCAACAGCAUAUUAGGCAGGUGGUCGUAAUGUUUUGGCACAUCAGUGUACAUUUGUUUGUGUUCCUCGGAUGAAGAAAAAAAGGCACACGGGUAUGAGAUGGCAUGAUGUUUCAGGUCCUGAAGAAGCUGUAUGUUUUACUCAAUCAGAAACUGGAAUUUCACUUCACUUUUGCUCCAUAAUGAGAGUUUUCACAUUGGAGAAGACGUGCUGUUUAAAAUGGUGGAUGACGUUGAGGUUUCUACAGUGAAUGAUUCUUGCGCACCGGCUACUGCGAAAUAGAGAGGAAUAACCCACUUGAACGCUAUUUUUCCACUGAGAAUGCUGAUCUUCAGAAAGCUGACAGUAUCUCUGCUUGGGUGUGGCAAUAGGGUCAUGUGCUGUUCCAAAGGCUGAACAUAAAGCUGUUGGGAGCUCUCUGCAUCUAAUGCUUGAACAUCCAAAAGAAAGUUAUAAUCUGGUACAAUGGAAAUUCAAUGAUACAAUCUUUGCAGAGUAUGAUGAAACUUUAAAUUUUAAAAUACUCGCCCCCAAAUUAUUUGCCAGAAGAUUAAGGAUGAAUCAGAGUGAUCUAAGUUUAACAGUAGAAGAACUUGAAUUCCAGGAUUCUGGAAUCUUCUCCAUUGUUGCAGAAGGAAACCAUACACAAUAUGAAACAAAAUUUAUUCAGCUACAUGUGCAUGAUCUUAUCAGAGAUGUACAGAUUAAGUACAAUUCUACCUGGCAGCAUUCAAAAAACAUGUGCACAUUUCAUCUUCAGUGUCUGGUCUUUGGUGAUAUGAAUCCCUCCUAUAGCUGGAGUCGACAUUAUGUUGGGAGUGAACAAUACCUACAAUUCGAUCUCAGUCUAGAACAGAACAACACGUUCAGCUGCACAGCCAAUAACAGUGUCAGCAUCAAGACUGCAGCCGUGAACGUGAAGUGCAGCGAGGAGUCAAGUAUACCUCAGAAGUACUUGCUAAUUGCAGUAGGAACUGGAAUUGUGGGAAUUGUUAUCCUUGUUGGAAUCACAGCAGCAUGCUGCAGGUGGAGACCUAAAGGAAAAGGGGACGGCGAGGAAGGAAAAACAGUGUAUGAAGACGUGAAACCUGGUGGCAUUGCAAAGAAAGUGAAACGAUCAGAAAGUGUUGUGAAUGGGAUGUCCAUUUAUGAAACAGUGGAUGACACAAAAGUCAUAUCAAACAUGCCUCAAACUCUUUAUGACAAAAUCAACUAUGAGCGACACCCUGCUGUUGGCCCAAGCAUUUCCUCUCCCUACCAGGAAGUCCUGUGAGUUAGACAGACAAACUGUUCAUGCUUCUUUUCGAGCUCACACCUCUGGAUCUGUUUAACUGUCUUCACAUAUUUUCCAUAUGUAUUCAUAUAGGCUGAAUCUGUUGGCCUUUUAACUCUGUAAUUGGACCCUUGUAUUAAAUGUAUGUUGAAGUAAAUGUAUCAUAUUCAAACACUGUAUGGUGUAUAACUUUCUUUGCAACAAGAGGAAGUUGCAGUGCAUAGUCUGAUUAAAGAUUCAACAGCCAAAGAGCAGUUAAUCAAUGUACUAAUCUCAGUAUUAUUGUGUGAAUACAUAUUUUGAGUGACUGUAUUUUCUUUUAAAAAAUACUUGAAAAGAGAAGCCAUUCACUCUCACCCUGAAAUUGAUUUUUGUAUGACUAGUGAAUCAGCUCUAAUGGGUGAAGAGAAAAAAUGCCUUGCACUGAGUCUGUAACCAUCUCAUUCAUUUAUGGUAUUUAAACACUGAACAUGUUUAGCAUUGAAUGUAGAAGAAAUAAAUGUUUACUUAUGGCAUAUUGUAACUCAUCCAAACAGCUACUCAGGUGAGAGCAAAACAGUCAAAGGCAUAAAGAACACCCCUUGCAUUGGGGUUGGUAUUAUAAGCAUAGAAUAUUUAGCCUGUAAUAUAGAACAGGAAGUCCUGCCUUACAGGAAAUAGAGCCAAUCACCUUUUAGAUACAGACAUCACCUGUCAGUCAACUCGAGAGUGUGCAUGCACAUUAGCAUGACUAGCCUGAUAAAUGGCUUUUUAUUAUUGUUAUUAUUUGGACACCUGAACACCACACUCAUAUGUGCUUGAAGAUUUAAUUUCAAAUUCAAUGGCAAUAAUCACUCCGUUUGCUGAUAUAACAGCUACCAAUCUUAUGGGAAUGCUCGCCACUAGAUAUUGCAAUAUGGCUGAGGGGAUUUGCUUAUUGCCCAUUCAGUCACAAGAGCAUUAGUGAUGUCAUAGACUGAUGUUGGGCACAUGGCUCAUAGAUAUAGUUCAUACCAAAGGUGUUCAGAGUUGCUCAGGUCUGGGUCUUGAGUAGGCUAGUUCUUCUACACCAGACUCAGUAAACCAUGUCUUUAUGGAUCUCACUUUGUGGAGCACAAACUAAUAUUUUUAGAAGAAUAUCUCAGCUCUGUCCUUACAAUGCAAAGUCAAAACUUUGAAGCCGUAAGACUCCAAGCCUGUGGAUAUUAUGUUUUUUAGUGUAAUCUGAGGUAAAGAAGCACAAUUUAUGAGACCAUUGUUGUCAGAUUUUACUGCUGAUUUGAAAUCUGUUCUUUGAUCAUAAUCUUGACCAACUGUUUUGGAGAUAUCUGUCUUUCCCCAUUCAAGUAGAUAGGAGCUGCACUGUCAUGACUGGAAAUAGCUUCCCGAGAGCAUUAUAAACAUGGCCGACAGUGUACUGACUUGCUAGAGAGACUUUGGCUUGGUGUACCACUGCCUUCAAAGGACGCAUCCUACCUAGCACCAGCCUUUGAAACAAGACAGCCUGUAAUCCUUUUUUCUAUAAAUUCUCCUCCCUGCUAAGUAGGUGGCGAUAUGAAUAAAGAACGAAAAACAAAAUAACUUAGGAGGGUAGAGCGCUUAGGAAGGCUGUUUGAAGACAGAGAUUUAUAGUAAAAAAGGACUUAAAUAUUGAUCUGUUUCUCACCGAAACCUAUCAUAUCGCUUCUGAAGACAUGGAUAUAUCCACUGGAGUUGAUUAUUUUUAUGCUGCCUUUAUAUGCUUUUUGAGCUUUUAAGUUUUGGACCCUGUAGACUUACAUUUUAUGGACCUAUAGAGCUGCGAUUUCUAAAAAUCUUUGUUUGUGUUCAGAAGAAGAAUGAAAGUCAUAUACAUCUGGGAUGGCAUGAGGGUGAGUAAAUAAUGGGAGAAUUUACAUUUUUGGAUGAACAAUUCCUUUAAGAUUUGUUCUCAUAGAAACUACUGUAACAGCCAAACCCAUAAAUUAGAAGGGGUGUACACAUAUUUUUAUAGCGUAACCUUAAACACAUUGCAUGUUAUCACUACCGUCAUUUCCCAUCUUGCCUAUACUUUUCUUACCUCUGACAUUGUCCCGUUAGCACUAAACUGCAGCUGGUACUCCAAGUACUC
Xyrauchen texanus (razorback sucker) is the source of this 3626-nucleotide messenger RNA. RefSeq lists its product as uncharacterized. The transcript has 9 exons. The record is from RefSeq and is a predicted model, not a curated record. Lineage: Eukaryota; Metazoa; Chordata; Actinopteri; Cypriniformes; Catostomidae. The coding region runs from base 692 to 1537 and encodes 281 amino acids.